UGCCAAGAAUAUAAUAUACCCAAGUCAACAUUAUCUACGAUUUUAAAAAACAGAAAACAAAUUAAAAGUUUUUAUAGAAAAGAAAUCAAAUGUCUUCAACCAAAAAAAAAUGCGUGCUUCAAAGUAUGGAGCGGUGGAAAGGGCUCUGUUGAUUUGGUUUCAUCAGCUUCGGGCCGAAAACACACCUUUUCCUGGAGGCUUAAUGGUGGAGAAAGCCAACAAAUUGGCUAAAGCCUUAAUAUCGAUUUUAAGGCAACAAAUGGCUGGUUGGACCGCUUCAAAGCUAGAAAUGAAAUUGUUUUCAAAAAAAUUUGUGGGAUGUCUACAAGUGUACAACCACAAAUGACAGUAAAUUGGACAACCAAUACACUACCUUCCCUUUUUAAAAAAUACGUAACAAGUGUCAUUUAUAAUUGUGAUGAAUUUGGCUUAUUUUAUAGAUGUUUGCCCGACAAAACAUUGGCAUUUAAAGAAGACAAAUGUUUUGGUUGAAAAACCUCAAAGGAAAGGCUAACCGUUUUAGUUGGAUGUGACGCAGAUAGCUCCGAAAAAAAUUUCCAUUAUUUGUGUUCGGAAAAUUUAAAAAGCCGCGAUGUUUUAAAAACGUUUAUGAGCUUCCUUUGCAAUAUGAAGCAAACAAAAACGCUUGGGUGACAUCAGAAUUAUUUUUGAUGUGGUUGAAGAAUAUAGAUCAGUAUUUUACAAACAGAAAUAAAAAAUUUGCUUUAAUUCUUAGAAAAUAUUGAACUCAUAUUUUUGCCGCCGAAUACUACAAGUGUGUUGCAGCCGUGUGACCAAGGAAUUAUUAAAAAUCUGAAGCAUCAAUACUGGAAAAUUAUUUUAAGCAAAUAUUUUGCCGCAAUUGAAAUGAAACAAAAAUUAGAUGUCAAUGUUUUAAAAGCGUUGUUUAUGUUAAAAAUGGUUUGGACUAAAAUGGGUACAAUUGGCAAUUGUUUUCGUCAUUGUGGUUUUGAGCAAGAGUUUUUGAUUUUGGAUGUCAAUGUGAAUGAAAUGCCAUUAUCAACACUGUGGGAACAAACAAAUGUGGAAGCGUUGUCUUUGGAAGAAUAUAUAAACAUAGAUGAAAAUAUUUUAACGUCGGCGCCCUUAUCUGAUAGUGAAAUUGUGGAAAUUGUAAAUCCUCCAUCUAAUAAUAAUUUGAGUGAAGAAGAAGAUGAGGUGGAAAUACCUAAAAUUGAAAAUGUGCAUAUUUUUUCCAAAAAUAAAAAGAUAUGUUCAAUCAAAGCCUUAUGCAGAGGAGGCAAAUGAACAUUUAUAUGCCUAAAAAAAUAUAUAUCAGCAGAUAUUAUCAGUGCUGCAAUA
Messenger RNA from Lucilia cuprina (Australian sheep blowfly), 1323 nucleotides. RefSeq lists its product as uncharacterized. The transcript has a single exon. The record is from RefSeq and is a predicted model, not a curated record. NCBI's taxonomy places the organism in Eukaryota, Metazoa, Arthropoda, Insecta, Diptera, Calliphoridae. The coding region runs from base 868 to 1269 and encodes 133 amino acids.